AUGCAAAAUACUAUUGCAAAUCAUCAUCACGACGGAGCCAUGAUCACUGCCCGUCGUUAUUGGACCGCCGACGAGGAGAAUUCCAUCAUUGUCUCCGCCCUCACCAACGUCAUCUGCGGCAGCUACACUGACACCAACCCCAUUUCGUCAUCAUCUCCGGUGAUUUCACUGUGUGCACAUCCGAUGGAAGUAUGCCAGGUAUGCAAGAUCGAUGGGUGUUUGGGGUGCAAUUACUUCUGGCAAAAAGCACCACCGUGCGACGGUGGAAAACAGAGGAAUGUUGCCGGUGGAAGAGGGGAGACGAAGCGGAAGAGGAAGCGGCAGUAUAGGGGAGUGAGGCAGCGGCAAUGGGGGACAUGGGCGGCGGAGAUUCGGGAUCCAUGGCGGAAAGUGAGGGUGUGGCUGGGAACCUUCGGGACGGCGGAACAAGCUGCCAGAGCUUAUGACAGAGCCGCCAUACACUUCCGUGGAGAGAAAGCCAAAACCAAUUUUCCGGAGAGUGAUUACCUGCAGCCGGAGCAGCGGCCGCCGGCGGUGAAAGUGGAACAAGAAUGCCAGAAAAGCAUGGAUACGGAUCAUAGUUUGUGACCCGAAAGGGAUCCGGUCUCCAUGGUUGUGAAGUCGUUUUAGAUUUAGAAGAAAGAGGAAUGUGUUAGUUGGUUUGCCUUUUCAAAAUAAAAUAUCGCGGGAAGAUGUUGAGUUUCAAAGGAAAUAAAGA
Molecule: messenger RNA, 718 nt
Organism: Cynara cardunculus var. scolymus (artichoke)
Lineage: Eukaryota; Viridiplantae; Streptophyta; Magnoliopsida; Asterales; Asteraceae
Product: ethylene-responsive transcription factor ERF109-like
Exons: 1
Coding region: 1-588 (195 amino acids)
Biological process (GO): ethylene-activated signaling pathway; regulation of DNA-templated transcription
Molecular function (GO): DNA binding; DNA-binding transcription factor activity
Source: RefSeq, a predicted model, not a curated record